AUGGUAGCCGACGAGUACACUAAUUUGGUGAAUUAUAGAUUACAAGAGAUUCUUGGCUACAACGAGCGAAUUGUUCCCAUUUCAGACAAGCGAACCUCAUCGGCGCCCGUUACUCUCUUCGACAAGAUCCGUCAACACGCUUGUUUUGUGCAUAACAUCCCCAGUCAGCGUUGGAAAUGCCAGAGCCAGAAAUGCCAACCUCACCAGGCCCAUCUCAGCAUAUGUGUCGCAACCAAAGAGAUAAGUCUGAGCAUACUCUUCGUUGUUGGGGGAGAGGAAGGUCAGCCACAUGAUCCGCUCAAAAAGCAGGAAGUGGUGAUACAGCCCUCUGCAACUGUUUCUUCAGAAGUCUCAUCAGCGUCAAUUAGCUACGUUCAUCAAGCUAUCAGUUCUACGGUUGUGCAGGAGAAGUUUGAGGAAACAGCGGCGAAACGCACGUCCAAGUUCAGCAAGUUAGCUAGAGUACUCAAGGAGACACCACUGGAGCCAUCUUCUUCCGGAAGCAACAUUCCGUCACGAGCCAUGAGAAAGAAGGUUGCCUUUACACCUUCAGUCCCUGUCAUACGGGUCAACGAAAAUGAAAUCCAGGCGGAAUCUCUUCUCUCUCCGCCCCCGCUGAUCCAAGAUAUCUGUUCGUUUUUACAGGCCGAUCAAACAUUCACAAUCGGCACCAUUGAGGACGAGUCAGAUCGCCAUUUAAACCUUUCCAAGUCUUUCGUUGGUCCAGAUGUCAAUUAUCAUACUGAAGCGAUUCAUACGACCCUGAAAACAUACUCCAUGCACUGCUCUUAG
Penicillium samsonianum is the source of this 792-nucleotide messenger RNA. RefSeq lists its product as uncharacterized. NCBI's taxonomy places the organism in Eukaryota, Fungi, Ascomycota, Eurotiomycetes, Eurotiales, Aspergillaceae. The record is from RefSeq and is a predicted model, not a curated record. The transcript has 3 exons. The coding region runs from base 1 to 792 and encodes 263 amino acids.